Fundulus heteroclitus (mummichog) is the source of this 2044-nucleotide messenger RNA. It is a transcript of the gene mgat1a, whose product is annotated as alpha-1,3-mannosyl-glycoprotein 2-beta-N-acetylglucosaminyltransferase a. Gene Ontology annotation, biological process: protein N-linked glycosylation. Gene Ontology annotation, cellular component: Golgi apparatus. NCBI's taxonomy places the organism in Eukaryota, Metazoa, Chordata, Actinopteri, Cyprinodontiformes, Fundulidae. The record is from RefSeq and is a predicted model, not a curated record. Gene Ontology annotation, molecular function: alpha-1,3-mannosylglycoprotein 2-beta-N-acetylglucosaminyltransferase activity.
UAUGAAAACUGUUCAGUUGUGGUUUAUUGAGAACAUUUCUGGAGGACAAGCUGAGACCUUUAAGCCUUCAUGUGUUCUCCAGACAUGUUCCUCUCCGGGUUCCUCUGGUUCUUCUCCUGAGCAGCAGACCAAUGGCUGCCCGGGCAGCUGCAGCGGCUCUGGAUCAUCUAACAGGAAGCUGCUGGCCGGGAGAUAAAACCCGCGUUUGUUUCUUCUCAAGAUGAUCACUGAGGACUUUAGUCUCUGCAGAAGCAGAGAAACGGGCCUGGUCGGUGCAGCUUGUCUGGGUCGGAACUUUGUGGCCAGGUUCUGCGGGCCAGCAGCUGCUUUCCAUCGCCUUUAACGCCUUCCUUCCUCCAACUGUUGCAUAACUCCUCAAGGUGACGGUUGGGGCGGGACUUCCGCCCGAGCCAGCGCUCCGACAGGGAAGUCGUCGUGUUACUUUCCUCCAGCGUCACGGGUUCGGUCCGUGGGAGAGAAAACACGCGAACUCCGCGGCUUUAAGUUGCCACGAAGGGUUGGAAAUCCGACAGGGGCGAAGUCCGCCGAGUCCCCCCUCCGCCGUGAGGUCCACCUGAGCCCGGCUGUCAGCGAGGAAAUGAGCCGGCAGGAGGCGGAGGGCGCUCCGGCAAGGUGAGAGUGGCGCCAGACUUCUUUGAGUAUUUCCGAGCCCUGCUGCCCGUCCUGAAAUCCGACCCCAGCCUGUGGUGCGUGUCCGCCUGGAACGACAACGGCAGGGACGGAUAUGUGGACCCUGGUAAGGCGGACCUCCUCUACCGCACCGACUUCUUCCCGGGUCUGGGCUGGAUGCUCCUCAGGGAAGCCUGGGAGGAGCUGGAGCCCAAGUGGCCCGCCUCGUUCUGGGACGACUGGAUGCGUCAGCCGGAGCAGCGGCGGGGGCGCGCCUGCGUCCGGCCGGAGAUCUCCCGGACGCUGACGUUCGGCCGCCAGGGCGUGAGCCUGGGCCAGUUCUACGACAAGUACCUUAAAUACAUCAAGCUGAACUCCGAGUUUGUGCCUUUCACCAAGCUGGACCUGAGUUACCUGAAGGAGGAGACCUACAGGAGCAACUUCGACAAGGAGGUUUACGGCGCUGCCGUGGUAACGUACGAAGACGUGAAGCAGGGCCAGCUGACGGGAUCCGGGCCGUUCCGCCUUCAGUACUCCAGUAAGGACAGCUUCAAAGUCAUGGCCAAAAAUCUGGGAAUCAUGGAUGACCUGAAGUCUGGAGUGCCGAGGACAGGGUACAGAGGAGUGGUCAGCUUCUUCUACCGAGGCCGGAGGAUCUACCUGGCUCCGCCUCCCGGAUGGACCCAGUACGAUCCUACCUGGAGCUGAGAAUCCACCUGUGUGCAGCAGCCCUCUGACACAUUCCAAACCAAAGAUUAACAAAAUAUGAUUUAUGCUAUUUGCCCUUAAUGAUGCAGGAUGGGUUUAGGAGGUAACAGCCAACACUACUCAGGUUUUUCCAUUUUUUUUCCCAAAGCAACCUUCUCUGGAGUGCAGAACACAGCCAGAACCGCCGAACACAGAUCUGCUGUAAAUCAGCAGAGGUCUAUUUUUCUAGGAUGCUGACUGUGCACGUUUCAUCCAUGCAUUCGAUGCACUGGCCGAGUUUGCCUUAUGGAGUUUUAAGUUAUUGGAGGCUUCUGUGAGUAAAUCCUGUGAAGGAACCCUGUGGCUGAGCGGUUCAUCUCAUCCGUUACACGGUUCUCGUUGUUGAUGAAGAAAUCUGCUCUUCCUGCUUAUAGUUUGUCGGAUGAUUUCGUUUGGGAUGUUUCUGGAGGUUUGUUGCCUUGAAAUCACUGUGGGGAAUUGUAUGUUUCUUUUUUUCCUUUGGAAUAAAAACAAAAUGAAUGCUGAAUUUUCUGUUUUGAUCAUAACACAACUCACUUUUACACAUGAGGUUAUGAUCCAUGUAUCGUCUAAUAUUCUAAACUGUGAUGUUCUUAAUGUCAGCUCUACAGUCUAAGUUAACGAAGCCCUUAUUGUCAUUUGUUUAUAAUUUCCAAAGGAUUCUAUAAAACAAAUUAUGCAAAACUGU